This is a messenger RNA of Drosophila yakuba, 1778 nucleotides long. RefSeq names its product probable G-protein coupled receptor Mth-like 7. Gene Ontology annotation, cellular component: membrane. Gene Ontology annotation, biological process: cell surface receptor signaling pathway. Lineage: Eukaryota; Metazoa; Arthropoda; Insecta; Diptera; Drosophilidae. Gene Ontology annotation, molecular function: G protein-coupled receptor activity. The transcript is spliced from 6 exons. Bases 240 to 1673 code for a protein of 477 amino acids. The record is from RefSeq and is a predicted model, not a curated record.
CUUUUGAGUAUAUAACAUAUCCGAACUGCGGUCAUAUCCUUAAUCGGCAAGUUCAUUUUAUGAGUAAAUUUCUUUUCAACGAUAAACAAGGGAAUUUAGGCGGGUCAGCAGGGAAUACUGUUUGAUGAAUGUGAUUGUUUGCCCAAGCCAAGUAAGGCUAUUUAAUUCGCCAACCAAGAACAUCGAUCAACAGUCGAGCAAAACUCUUAGUUGCAAAUGUUGUAGGACUUAAACUCAACAUGCGAUUUCCUUCAGAGAUUUUCUGUACAGUUCUGCUUUUUAUUUUUGCGAGGAACUCAAAGGCAGAUAUUCCAGAAUGCAACUAUUUCGACACGGUCGAUAUUUCAAACGUUGAAAGACAAAACGAUUCGUAUUUAUACGAUGACAUCCCAAUUCCGGCCAACCUCACUGGAGACUACGACUACAAGAUGUUUGGCCGACUAAGGAUGCCGGAUGAAAAGCGUUUAAGGGCCUGCGUUUGCAAACUGCGUCCUUGCAUUCGAAUCUGCUGCCCAAUCAAGUACACUUUGGCCAACGGAAAGUGCGUUGAUGGUCUCCAGGAGGAGCUCGCCCGGUUAAAAUCCUAUAUAUACCUGACAUCAGCCACGGACCUAUCGACGAAGACACGAGUACCAUUAACCGAGAUGGCUAUUAUCAGAGAUCAGUUCUUACCUUGCGAUGAAAUGGUGCAGCUCAAGGAUGAGUUUACCUACGUAGAGAAUGGAACGCUUUUAAUCCCCGAUGGCCAGUUGUCCAUUGAAAAGCAAUACUACUGCCUGUAUCCGUAUCAGUUUAAUUCGGACUUUCCAAACUCCAUGUGGAUAGUGAAGCACAGCUGCAUAACUUACAUGUAUCCUGGAUAUAAAGAGAUCAUAACAAUAUCAAUUAUAUGCUUUAUUCUGACAAUCGCCGUAUAUUUAUACAUCAAGGAUCUGCGCAAUGUGACUGGCAAGUGCAUUAUAAGCUGCAUGGUCUCUAGGUUAAUCCAGUAUUUGAUCAUUUUACUAAUUAAUAUGAAGGUAUUGAACAGUAUCUGCUCUCUAGCUGGUUACAGCUUGUACUUCUUCUGGAGAGCUUCCAAUCUCUGGCUCUCCGUCAUCAGCUACCAAUUAUGGAAACUCUUGACGUCGCUCAAUCGAACCGAACCUACUUAUAGGUUCCAGCUGUACAACGCCUUCGUCUGGACUACAGCCGCCGUCAUGACAGGAAGUAUUUAUAUGGUUAAUCUGAUGUGGGAAAACGAUCUCUAUAAGUGGAACUGGUUGCCUUUGGUCGGUUUUAUUAAGUGCGGUGCCAAAUUUUCGAGCACAUCCUCCUGGAUCUACGAAUCUGGGCCGUCGCUGAUCCUAAGCACUUUCAAUAUCGUCAUGUUCACCCUGACAGCCAUUUACAUACGAAAAGUAAAGGGGGAAAUAAAGAGGUUCGCACAUGAGGAGGAGGGAAGGAUGGGCUGCAUCCACAUCGACAGCGAGACCUACCUGCAGUUUCUGCGACUCUCCGUCGUGAUGGGCCUGACUUGGAUCAUAGAUGUCAUUCCGUUUUCUGCGAGGUUCGAGUUCGUCUGGAAACAGAUCAUUAUGAUAACCGACUAUUAUCACUACGCGUUUGGAAUAGUACUUUUCACUCUGCUUGUGCUGAAGCGCAGUACAUUAACUUUACUGAUGAGGUCUUAAGUGUUUUGGCAAUACCCUCGUAAACUCUAUAAUUUUAAUACAUUUUUGGAAAAAAAAAACUUAUUUCAACUCCAGUAUACGUAUUAAUUGCCUUGAAAAAAAUAU